This is a messenger RNA of Ailuropoda melanoleuca (giant panda), 1095 nucleotides long. RefSeq names its product basic proline-rich protein-like. The record is from RefSeq and is a predicted model, not a curated record. The transcript is spliced from 5 exons. NCBI's taxonomy places the organism in Eukaryota, Metazoa, Chordata, Mammalia, Carnivora, Ursidae. The coding region runs from base 1 to 1095 and encodes 364 amino acids.
AUGAAGGGCACAAUCAUCCGAGAGUCUGCUGCAAGGAGGGCCACCACGGUGCCGCUGGGCAACGGAACACAGCCCCGUAGGUAUAGUGGGUGUUUCGAUGACAGUAGAGAUGAGGUCAAGGAAUUUGUCUCAAGUCAUACGAAGAGCACUGGGCCCGGGUUUCCGACGGCGACCCGGGCCCCAGCUAGGCACGCACCCAGGUGCAGCCCGGGGCUGGGGCGCCGAGCCGAGCGCCAGGUGCAGGCGCUGCCCCGCCCUCCGCGGACCCGGGCCGGGAGUCGCGGAGCUGGGGAUGCACCGCCGGGACGGCGGCCCGAACCCCCGCCAACCGCGCUCCGGGGGCCGGUCCUGCCCGCGCCCUGCCCCCUCCCCGGGAUGCGCCACGACGACGCGGGCGCGCCCCGGGGCCCAGCACUGGGCCCGGGUUUCCGACGGCGACCCGGGCCCCAGCUAGGCACGCACCCAGGUGCAGCCCGGGGCUGGGGCGCCGAGCCGAGCGCCAGGUGCAGGCGCUGCCCCGCCCUCCGCGGACCCGGGCCGGGAGUCGCGGAGCUGGGGAUGCACCGCCGGGACGGCGGCCCGAACCCCCGCCAACCGCGCUCCGGGGGCCCCGGUCCUGCCCGCGCCCUGCCCCCUCCCCGGGAUGCGCCACGACGACACGCCCACCAUCCCUACCCGCCCUCGGCCGCGGUUCCCUCCGCCUCCCCGCCCGUCUCACCGGCCUCGCGCCUGCCUUCCAGACUCUCAGCGGUCAGUCCUGCCGGAGGCCGACGGGACCCGCCGCCGCCGCCGCCUCCCGCUCCCUCCUCCGCUUCCUCCCGGGUUCCUCCGGCUUCCCCUCACCCCCGCGAGUGGCCAGGAGGAAGCCAGCUCGCCGCUGGGCCUCCUCCCCGCUUCCCCGCCGCGACCAAUGGGCCCCCGCCGCCGGGAAGCCGCGCCUGCCCCCUGGCGGUGGAGGACCGAGCGGGCGCCCGGCCGGCCGGCGGGAAGGGCCGGAGAGCGGAGGGAGGGGUCGGGCCGCCGGCCCCCGCCCCGCGCUGCGCUGCCUGGACUUGCCACGUGGGUGCAGCAGCCGCGGCGGUUGGCGGCUGCUAG